AUGGGAUCGAUUAAUGCUGAUAGCUCUACGAAUACUCGUUCUCAACAACAACCUCUCGAUCAAUAUGAGAAUCCUUACUUCCUCCACGCAUCUGAUCAUGCCGGUUUGGUACUUGUCUCCGAUCGUCUCAGCUCAGGAUCUGAAUUUCAUUCUUGGCGCAGAUCUGUUAGAAUGGCACUCAACGUUCGCAACAAACUCGGAUUUAUCGACGGUACGAUUCCUAAACCUCCGGAUGAUCAUCGUGAUGCUGGAUCUUGGUCUAGGUGUAAUGAUAUGGUAGCUACAUGGUUGAUGAAUUAUGUGUCAAAGAAAAUACGCCAGAGUUUGUUGUUUAUGUCUACUGCUGAAUCAAUUUGGAACAAUUUGUUGUGCCGAUUUAAACAAAAUAAUGCUCCGCGUGUUUAUGAGAUAGAACAGCGUUUGAGCUCGAUUCAACAGGGAUCUAUGGAUGUUAGCACAUAUUACACAGAACUUGUUACUCUAUGA
Messenger RNA from Eutrema salsugineum, 486 nucleotides. RefSeq lists its product as uncharacterized. The coding region runs from base 1 to 486 and encodes 161 amino acids. The transcript has a single exon. Lineage: Eukaryota; Viridiplantae; Streptophyta; Magnoliopsida; Brassicales; Brassicaceae. The record is from RefSeq and is a predicted model, not a curated record.